CAAUCGUGAAAUCGAAGGUAGUAAGAGAAAUGGGUGGACUGAGAAAACUGUCGAAGUUGAAACCCAUAGCCGAAGAAGCAUUGGCCGGAACAGUUUUCUUAGCGAAGCUCCUCUGUGGCCUUCAUGUCGCCAACACAUACGUCUGCACCGCCGCUCUUACCUACGGUCCCAGCAUGCUCCCUACUCUGAACCUAACCGGCGAUUUCAUCUUUGCCGAACGGAUCUCCACUCGUUUUGGCAGAGUUGGCGUCGGAGACAUUGUCCUCGUGAGGUCCCCUGAGAACCCUCGCAAAGUAAUGGCGAAGCGCUUGAUGGGCAUGGAAGGUGAUUCUGUUACCUAUGUUGUAGACCCGAAGAAUAAUGAUUGGUGUGAAACUGUUGUGGUUCCCAAGGGACAUGUUUGGAUAGAGGGAGAUAACAUGUAUGAUUCAAAGGAUUCAAGAUAUUUUGGGGCCGUCCCUUAUGGUCUUCUGCAAGGGAAAGUAUUCUGGAGGUUGUGGCCACCUAAAAGUUUUGGACCGUUGGAGAAGAGGAAACCGAAUGAGACAGUCUUGUGAGAAGCUAUCUUAUUGUUGUCGUUCGUCGAAGAUUCGGGUGGCUCGAAAUUCUUCAUAAUAUUCCUAUAUGUUGUCUGGAAGUUGCUUGGAGCUCCCUUGUCGUGGAUGUUCAUUAGUUAAUUUCUGAAGCUACCAUCUCUCUAACGAUUCCCAAUCUCAUUUUUAAGCCUGAGAACAAUGAUGGAAUGCAUUUGAUGAACAGAGAUUGUUGUAGUUUGUGACUUGUUCUCCAUUUUGUAAUAAGAGGGUGACAGUUUUUUUAUUUUUUAUUA
Molecule: messenger RNA, 829 nt
Organism: Cucurbita maxima (winter squash)
Lineage: Eukaryota; Viridiplantae; Streptophyta; Magnoliopsida; Cucurbitales; Cucurbitaceae
Product: mitochondrial inner membrane protease subunit 1-like
Exons: 5
Coding region: 30-557 (175 amino acids)
Cellular component (GO): membrane; mitochondrial inner membrane peptidase complex
Molecular function (GO): serine-type endopeptidase activity
Source: RefSeq, a predicted model, not a curated record